Spinacia oleracea (spinach) is the source of this 1735-nucleotide messenger RNA. Its product is annotated as bZIP transcription factor 11. The transcript has a single exon. Lineage: Eukaryota; Viridiplantae; Streptophyta; Magnoliopsida; Caryophyllales; Amaranthaceae. Gene Ontology annotation, biological process: positive regulation of DNA-templated transcription. Bases 731 to 1276 code for a protein of 181 amino acids. Gene Ontology annotation, molecular function: DNA-binding transcription factor activity; transcription cis-regulatory region binding. The record is from RefSeq and is a predicted model, not a curated record. Gene Ontology annotation, cellular component: nucleus.
AACUUUUCAAAUAAAAAAAUUAUUUCCCUUUAUUUUUCUUAUAAUUUCUCUCAAUUUCAAGCCCUCCCCUGUUCUAUAUAUUCUCCCCUCAACAAGCUAAGAAAUCUCUUCCUCCUUCCUUCUGCCUCUUCCUCUAUAUUUCUGGUUUCCUAUUUUCGAGCUUUCUCGCUCUAGAUCUUCUGAAAGCCCCCUAGGUUCUGUUCCCCUGUUCUUGCUCUGUUUUGGGUUAAUUGAAGUCCCAAAAUUCUGAGUUUCUUUUUACGGAGUAAUAUUUUCUUGCAAUCAAUCAAAAAACCUCUUCAAAUCUCAUCUUAUUAGAGGAAACCAUCUCUUAGAAAUCUCAAAUUUGUAGAAAAAUCCAGUCUUUUGUUGUUUUUGAGAUCUAAAACUCUGUUUUUAAUUUUUAUUUGCAGUUGAUGCUAAAAAAAAUCUGGAUUAUUAAUGUAUGAUAUUAAUGACUCCAGUUCUUAGUGAAAUCCUUCGUUCUGGGUUUAUGAUAAAUUCCUCUCUAAGGCGCAGGACCCAUUUAGUUCAAUCUUUCUCUUGCUUUUUCCUUUACUGGUUCUAUGUUUUUUCAUAAAUUGGCCCUUCAUUUUGCUUGAUUUGUCUUUAUUUUUAAUACUUAAUAUUAAAAAAAAAAAAAAAGUUUCAUUAGGGUCCUGCGUCCUGCUAGAUUGUAUAGAUAUAUAACAAACAAAAAAACACAUUUGUUUCCGUGAAAUUUCAAUCAAUGGCGAGUUCGAGCGGCAAUUCGACGACGAGCAGUCAACUUCAGAACUCAGGAUCUGAAGGAGACUUACAGGUAAUGAUGGUGGAUGAUAGGAAAAGGAAAAGAAUGGCAUCAAACAGAGAAUCAGCAAGAAGAUCAAGGAUGAGAAAACAGAAACACAUUGAAGAUCUGAUGGCUCAAGCUGAUCAAUUGAAGAGAGAGAAUAAUCAGAUCCUUCAAACUACAAACGUGACUACUCAACAAUUUGUCAAUGUCGAAGCUGAAAACUCUAUUUUGAAAGCUCAAAUGAACGAGCUUAGCCAAAGGCUUCAAUCCCUCAAUGAUAUCCUCAAUUACAUAAAUACCCUCAAUGCUGGGGUUAACAGUGUUGUCGGGGCCACCAACAGUUUUGAGUUGGAGGAUGAUUCUUUGGACAUUAUGGGUGAUUUUGGAUUUAUGAAUGGGUAUUAUGGGAAUUUUACUCAUAACAAUAACCAUAAUAAUCCUUGGAACUUGGUUUAUCUCAACCAACCUAUCAUGGCUUCGGCUGAUGUCCUCCAAUACUAAAAAAAAUAAAAGAAAAAAGAGACGGAUAUUUUUAAAGAUAUAUUAUUACAAAUCAAAGUUUCGUGGUCGACUAAUUGUAUGGCUACAGGCAAGUGGAAGGCUAAUUCUAUUUUCUAUUUUCUAUUUUUUAUUAUUAGUAUCAUCAUCAAGUGACUCUACGAGGGUAAGGUGGUCCAUUUUAUGAUGGAAGAGGUUGUUGUGUUAAAGAUAUAAAAGAAUAUUCACGUGCAAAUGACGGCUCUCUUGUGAUGUAAAACGUUGUAUCUUAAGUUGUUGAAUGUAAUUUUUAUUAUUAUUGGAGGCCUUUUGACAAAGUUAUAUGAGUAACAACAUUGUGAUGUGAGAAUUGGUCUCCAUGAUAGCUUAGGCAGGACAAUCAAUGGGGAUGAUAUCAUUGAUGAUGUAAUUUGGAAUAUCAUAAUUUUUAUAUUUAUAAAUCGAUCGUAUUAGCGACCUUAA